Molecule: messenger RNA, 2084 nt
Organism: Struthio camelus australis
Lineage: Eukaryota; Metazoa; Chordata; Aves; Struthioniformes; Struthionidae
Source: RefSeq, a predicted model, not a curated record
CUCUUCUACUCGGACGUGCUUCGGGAAUAGUCAGUGAUCGUGGCGAUAGCGAUUCGGCCAAAAUUGAAUUGAAAACGGCCGUUUCUGUAGAAGAUGGCUGAAUACUUGAAAAAGCCCUUCAAAGACAGUCUGGAUGAUAUAAAAGAACGAAUGAAAGAGAAGAGAAAUCAGAAAUGGAUAAGGUUGGGUAAAAUUAACCAAAUCUCGAAUGUAAAGUGCAAAAUAGCAACCAACAGCUCCAUGCAAAUGAAGAGUAUCCAAGCAAAUAACAGAGCUCUAGCUCUGGCACUGCAAGAAGAAAAGCUCAAACUGAGGGAAGCCCAAACUACCAUCCUUCAUUUAAGGGAACAGUAUCAAGGUCUGAAGGUUCAGAUGUUUGAUUUACAGCGAAAACUUAGAUUUGAGCAAGCACAAGGAUAUGUUGAGACUCGACUGCUAGCCUUGAAUGAGAUAAUUUCAAAAGUUUCUCAGAAUUUACUGGACUCAGUUCAUCUCCUUGGCCCAGCAAAGAAUCUGUGUUCUACAGAUGUAAACCAGAGAGUGUCGUCUUCAGUGCUUGAAAAUAAUUCUGGUGCCGUAGGACAAAUAUGUUUUGUAAAGCAUUCACCAUGUGCUAAUGGAGAUGAUCGGGGACUGCAAAGGGAAAUGGAGGCUGAUAAUGCUGGAAAUGAGCAGGCUCGUUCUAUGUUAGAGGUCUGCCAGGAAUCUGAGAAUGCCAUUUCUUUAAUCAAAAUAGUUCCAGACAAAGGACAAACCUCUGAUUUUCAUCUGGAUAAUGCAGCAUCACAGUUGGAAAAUACUUCCUCAAGUGAAGAGGACAGGCCAUUUGGUAAUAUGUUACCAAAAAGUGUGUCCACCAGGCGUCGCCAUUCGAAAAUGAGAACUCAUGAUGAACUUUGCACUGGUAUCUUGGACCAUUCAGAAACACCUGAUUCACCAAGAGAGCUUUCUAAACAGGAUGCAAUUAGACUUGAGGAAAGUCUAGAGAAACGUACUGUAGAAAACACAAGUUCAGAUAUUUCUCAGCUGAAUGAAAACAAGGUAGGUUCAGAGCUGGUGUUGAGGCAGGUAGAUUCUGCAGCUACCCGGUUCAAUUCCGGCAACAUAUCUGACUCUAAACAACAUGAACGUAAAAGAAAAGAAGACUCUCAAGUAAGGAGAGAAAAGCAUCAGAAGGGAAAACUGGAAGGGACUAAAAAUACUUCCAGACCAAGACCAAAGAAAAGACAGGGUAAAGAGACUUCCAAGGAAAAGUUGGAUUUCUUGGGUGGCUCCAGUGAUGCUUAUGACUUUCAUUUUGAAGAGUGUGUCCAUGUUACACCUUUUCGACAAAAUAAGGUUAAUGACACAGAUGCUGGUGUGGAUGACAAAGAAGAUUUACCUGAAACUGAUAGCGCUGAGCCUAGUGAUAAAGAAGAUUCAGAUGAUAGCCUCUAUGUACCUUAUAUGAGUAAAUCAAAAAAACGGAAAAGUUCAAUGGGCAAAAAAGAUACAUCACCAAUCCAUGCAAGACCAAGAUCUAAAAGAUGUCUGGCACAGCGUGAGCAGAAACUCCAGAAUGAAAAAGAGACUAAAAGCAAUAAAUCAAGUGACAAGUCUACUAGUGAGCCUUUUGAACCAUCUCGUAGUCUUUGUGAUGUUACCAACACUGCUUCAUCACUCCUCAUUGGGAGUGCACCUAUUGUCCCAGAAGGUGAAGGACCUCCAGCUCCAAAACGCAAGAGAAGCUGUACUCUUACUGUGAGCUAUAAAGAACCAAGUAUUGCAGGGAAGCUUAGGAGAGGAGAUCCAUUUACAGAUACAUAUUUUCUGAACUCUCCGAUUUUCAAGCAGAAAAAAGAUGCUAAACUUUCUGUUAAAAAAGAAUCUCUGUCAAAAUACAAUGAGAAAUUUGUUGGUUGUCGUUGAGAUUUCCUGUCACACUCGCAAAAUCCUGAAGAAAGGAAAUAUUUUACCUAGGAAAUUGUUACAUAAUAACAUCUGGUACAGUAUGCAAUUAUGUCUAGGUGUCUAAUACUAACUAUAAAAUUAAGGUUUUUCAAUUGUAACCCAGGGGCUUGUUUUUAAUGAGAUGUUAUUCUGUU